Molecule: messenger RNA, 594 nt
Organism: Penicillium taxi
Lineage: Eukaryota; Fungi; Ascomycota; Eurotiomycetes; Eurotiales; Aspergillaceae
Product: mitochondrial 37S ribosomal protein bS21m
Exons: 1
Coding region: 1-594 (197 amino acids)
Biological process (GO): translation; mitochondrial translational initiation
Cellular component (GO): mitochondrial small ribosomal subunit; ribosome
Molecular function (GO): structural constituent of ribosome
Source: RefSeq, a predicted model, not a curated record
AUGGAUGCUCGAUUCCUGGCUCGAGGCCUCCAGGCCAGGCCUCUUCUUAUACGCCAAUUGCCUCGCAUGCAGCAACCCUUCAUCCAAAAUACAAUCCGCCACAACUCCUCAAACUCCUCUCCACAAAACUCGUCGGAAACAGCCCCAGUAGCUGCACCCGCGAAACCCGCCCCCUCAGACUUGGACUCAAUCCUCGACAAACUCGACCUAGGCAACCGCCUAAGUUCCAACUCCUCAGAUACCCUCUCCCACGCAAGUCGCCGCCGCCGCUUGUUCACCGAACCAGCUCGACGCUCAAGGGACCCAACGCUACAGCUUUCAUCUCGUAAGACGGAUCUGAAGCUAGGACCUACGCUAGGUCGCCAAGUCCGUGUUGAGCCAGAGCGUGGAUUUGAUCUUGCUUCUGCUAUCCGUACCUUGCAGGUCACUUGCAACCAAAAUAAAAUCAAGCAGAAAUCCAAUGAGCAAAAGUUCCAUGUGCGCAGGGGUGCUAUGAAGAAACAGCUUCGUCGGUCACGAUGGCGCAAGUUGUUCAAGUUCUCGUUCCAGGAGACUGUCAAGAAGAUUCAGCGGAUGCAGGCUCAAGGUUGGUGA